AUGAGACGUCGGCCGGUUCAUCGAACAACCGUACAUCGAGGAGGCAUCCCCGCAUGCCAUACCCAGACCUUCAAAAUUCCACCAUAUUUGAAGAUAUACUAUGGCACAACAGACCCCGAAUAUCACAUAAUUCAUUAUGUCACAACAGUAAAAGGCAACAACCUCUCAAAAGAGCAGGUACCAUCUGUGUUGCUGAAGAAGUUCGGCAAAACCCUAACAGGGGGAGCCUUAACAUGGUACUCACAAUUACCAGCACCUUCAAUAAAAACAUUCGAGGAAAUGGCCGACAAGUUUCUCACCGCCCACGCCGGGGCUAAGAAGGCGGAGGCUAGAGUGAAUGACAUAUUCGCCGUCAAACAAUUGCCUGGCGAAGGACUCAGGGACUUCCUCGCCCGAUUUAACAGAGUUAGAAUGAGCUUGCCAAACAUAUCAGAAGGGAUAGCAGUGGAAGCUUUCCAAAAUGGAUUGAACAGGAAUGGGUCGAGGGCGACCAGAAUGUUGUUAAGCAAACUCAUGAAAUACCCUCCCACCACUUGGGAAGAAAUUCACAACGCGUAUUGCUCUAAGGUGAGAGCAGACGAAGAUAACCUCAACAGUCCAACCCAACGGCUAACAUCAGACCAAACGGAGUUGAGGAAAGACCGUCGUAAUGACAGCCGAAAAGAUCAUUCAGGUCCACGCCUCAACCGAGACAGGCACAAACCAUAUGUUAGAAUGACCAUCCCAUCAUCUCCUCGACACAUAGAAGGGACGUCCAAGACACAUACAGGGACUCAGCGAAACGAAAGAGAAAUAGUGUACGCACUAGAGAAGCUUGGCCUGAAGGUGAAGUGGACACAAAAGAUGAAGUCCGACCCAAGUACCAGAAAGUCGAAUGUCCUCUGUGAGUUUCAUCAGGAACAGGGUUACAAGACCAAAGACUACAUAGCCCUACGACAAGAAGUGGUGAACAUGCUUCACCAAGCACACUUGAGGGAGCUGAUGAGCGACCGAGGGAGAGCCAACUUCGGCCGCAGACGGGAACAACACCAGGGCCCUCCAAACACACCCUCCCCCGCCCGUACCAUCCAAAUGAUCAUCGGUGGAGGCGACGAAGUAGUAAUCAAUCACGUGAAGUUCACCACCACAAAUAAACUAAAGCGGAUGAUCACCCAUGAACGCUAUGAUGACCUCAAAGACAGUAUCAUCUUCGAUAAGUCAGAUACCCACAGUUUUACCUUUUCUCACUUCAAUGCUCUUGUCAUUACUUUACGUAUUUCAGAUACUGAUGUAAAAAGAAUAAUGCUGAGCGAACCUCAGGAGAGAUAA
This is a messenger RNA of Nicotiana tabacum (common tobacco), 1308 nucleotides long. Lineage: Eukaryota; Viridiplantae; Streptophyta; Magnoliopsida; Solanales; Solanaceae. The record is from RefSeq and is a predicted model, not a curated record.